AUGAGCUCUACUCAGACCAAAGAGCUGGCCAUGCAGGCCGACCCCAAAUGGCCCGACUUCAUGAACCCCGCGGUUUUUCGCAGAAAUACCCUCCCUGCGCGUUCUUAUCAUAUUCCCUCUACAUCUCUCCUUCUCAAUGGAGCCUGGGAGUUCAAUAUGUCCCGGUCACCACCGGAGGCUCCCGAGCCUAACGAGAAGACUUCUGAUGGGGACUGGUCUAGCAUCAACGUUCCAGGUCACUGGCAGUUGCAGGGUUGGGGAAAGCCAAAUUAUACCAACACACAAUUCCCCAUCCCAGUGUGUCCUCCUUUCGUACCCACCGAGAACCCCACGGGCACAUACCGUCGGAAGUUCCAAGUGCCGGCUGAAUGGCAGGCCAACGAGUCAGAGAUUCGUUUGCGAUUCGACGGCGUCGAUAGCGCGUACCACGUUUGGGUGAACAAGUCCUUGGUCGGGUAUGCGCAGGGUAGCAGAAACCCCUCUGAAUUUGACGUCACACCAUUUGUGCAGGAAGGUGACAAUGAAGUCUUUGUGCGGGUGUAUCAGUGGUCAGACGCUACGUAUAUCGAAGAUCAGGAUCAGUGGUGGCUAUCUGGAAUUUUCCGGGACGUCACUUUGAUUGCGCUCCCAGCCAACGAUCGUUUGAAUGACUGGUUCGUUCGCACGGAUCUCGAUGCAGAAUACGAAAAUGCGACGCUUCUCGCAACGAUUGACUAUCAAGUCUCGGAGCAAAGCACUAUUACACUCAACUUAAUUCAGUCGGUAGAGGGCAACAGUCAUGUCAUUGCUUCUACAGAGUGCACUGUAGAGCCAACAACAUCCGCAGUUGAUCUCAUCUUGCCUGUUGCCAACCCCAAGAAAUGGACGGCCGAGCAGCCGUAUCUGUAUGGAGUGGAGAUGCUCCUGAAAACUCUUGGAUCCGACAAGGCGUUCAGAACUACACAGCGCAUUGGUUUCCGCAAAGUUGAGCGCAAGGGUGGUCUCAUUACUGUCAACGGAAAGGCUAUUCAGCUUCGUGGAGUCAACCGACACGAUCACCACCCCCUUUUGGGUCGUGCCGUGCCGGUGGACUUUAUGAGGAAAGAUCUGCUUCUCAUGAAAGGUCACAACGUCAAUGCCCUUCGCUGCAGCCACUAUCCCCCCGACCCUCGGCUUCUUGAUAUGGCUGAUGAGCUGGGCUUCUGGGUUAUCGAUGAAGCCGAUCUUGAAUGCCAUGGCUUCUACGACGCCGUCUCACGUCCAAUGGACAUGGACGAAACCCUUGGCUACGAGGAGCGGAAGGCAAUGACUUUCCCCAAGUGUGGUACACAUACAUCAGACAAUCCCGUCUGGCGGGCAGCCUACGUUGAUCGAGUUCAUUCACUGAUUCAACGAGACAAGAACCAUACUAGUAUUAUUAUCUGGUCUAUGGGAAAUGAGGCUUUCUUCGGCACAUGUCAACACUCUAUGGUAGAGUAUGCCCGGGCCUUCGACAGUACUCGCUUGGUCCACUACGAGGGUGACAUUCAUGCGGAGACUACAGACAUGUUCAGCUACAUGUACCCGGAGAUCGACCGGCUGCGAUCCUUGGCAGCCACUGAGGGUGUUUCAAAGAAUGGCGAGUUCGACAAACCUAUUAUUCUCUGUGAAUACGCUCAUGCCAUGGGCAACGGACCCGGCCUGCUUACGGAGUAUGAGAAAUGCUUCGAUGAGAUCCCGCGUUUGCAGGGCGGUUUUAUCUGGGAAUGGGCCAACCACGGGUUGUACGUUGAAGGAAACAAUCAGAAAGACGGCUUUUAUGCCUAUGGUGGUGACUUCAACGACUAUCCGAAUGAUGGAACGUUUGUGAUGGAUGGUCUCUUGAACAGCGCCCACCAGCCUCUGCCAGGUCUGUUGGAGCUGAAGAGAGCCUUUGAACCAGUCAAGUUGGAAGUCCGUGGACAAGUCUUGGCUCUGAAGAACCGGUACAACUUCUCGGACCUAAGCCAUCUUCAAGCUUUAUACAACCUUGAAUCAUUUGACAAAGAAGCGAAAACCUUGGAAACUGGACCGCUGGAGCUGCCCACUCUACACGCCGGCCAAUCUGUUGAGAUUCCUCUCCCGACAGAGCUCUUCCAACACAAUGUCCAUCCAGUCUACUUGACUAUUACGCUUGAGCAACGAGGAAAGGUUGAAUGGGACCAGGGGACCUACGUGGUUGCUUGGACCCAACAACUGGUAUCAAAACCGACCGAGAAAGUCCCAGUCAGCCUGAGCUCUGCUCAGGAUGCUAUCUCGACCAACUCCACCAAAACAACUGUGUCUGUCAGCGGAGCCAACUGGUCCUUUGAGUUUGACCGCAUUCGGGGACAUCUCAGGAAGUGGACAUACAACUUGACGUCUAUUCUUGAGCCGCAUCCUGACACAGGGCUUGCCAUGGUCCCUGGUUUCUGGCGUCCUCCGACAGACAACGACGUACCUUCUGCGGCGCCCUAUUCGAAGCGAUUCGGAGUGAACAAUCUCACAAACCAGUUCCGUUCUUUCCAUAUGACGUCGAUGGAGAAUGGGAGUGUUUGUAUUGAAAGUGAGACAUUCCUGUCGCCUCCAGUCCUUUCCUGGGGAUGGAAAUGUCUCGCACGUUACACCAUCACUCCCAACGGCUCGUUGUCCACCACGAUAAGCUUGCAACCCACUGGAGCCGCCCCAGCAACUGUUCCUCGUGUUGGUAUGAAUCUUCGUGCAAGCUCUAGUUUGCAGUCAGCACGCUGGCUCGGACUUGGUCCUGGAGAAUCGUAUCCCGACAAGAAGGCUGCCCAGAAAUUUGGUUUGUGGAAUGUUGAUAACAUCGCAUCGCUAGAGACGGUUUAUGACAUUCCACAGGAGAAUGGAAACCGCACAGAUACUGCUUGGAUGGAGCUUCUCACUACAAACGGCAUAGGCUUCCGCGCAAGCCCGCAACAAAGUACAGUGGUGAAUGGAGGAACGGCAAGCUUGAACUGGAAAGCUAGUCAGUACUCCGAUCAGGUUAUUGAGUCCGCACAACACCCUUGCGAUCUUGUCAAAGAUGACGCGGUGUUUGUGAGAUUGGAUGACCAAGUUGCAGGCGUGGGAACUGCAGCCUGUGGCCCAGGGCCUAUGGAUGAGCAUCUAGUUAAGGUGCAGGAUAUCACCUUUGGUAUGCUAUUAGAGCCUGUGUCUUUGUGA
Molecule: messenger RNA, 3162 nt
Organism: Penicillium mononematosum
Lineage: Eukaryota; Fungi; Ascomycota; Eurotiomycetes; Eurotiales; Aspergillaceae
Product: putative beta-galactosidase
Exons: 3
Coding region: 1-3162 (1053 amino acids)
Biological process (GO): lactose catabolic process
Cellular component (GO): beta-galactosidase complex
Molecular function (GO): carbohydrate binding; beta-galactosidase activity
Source: RefSeq, a predicted model, not a curated record